GGACAACCAAUGUUCAUCUUGUACCUCCAGCUGCUGCGAUAUAAAAGCUCUUCUCUCUCAUAGCUCUUCCAAACACUUCCCUUGACUUCUUGGUGACUUGGCUUACCUCCAUCCUUGCAAGAUGUCUUUCUACGACCUGUGUUCCACCUCUGUCUGUGGCGUCAACCGCCCCCAGCCCCUCGCUGACAGCUGCAAUGAGCCGUGCGUCCGUCAGUGCCCUGACUCCACGACUGUGAUCCAGCCACCCCCUGUUGUCGUCACAUUCCCCGGCCCCAUCCUCAGCUCCUUCCCACAGGAUUCGGCUGUGGGAUCCUCUGGAGCACCCAUCCUGGGGGGCUACGGGGGCUACGGCUCCCUGGGCUAUGGGGGCCUGUAUGGCUACAGGGGCUAUGGCUCCCAGGGCUAUGGGGGUCUGUAUGGCUAUGGGGGCUAUGGCUCCCUGGGCUAUAGGGGUCUGUAUGGUUAUGGAGGCUAUGGCUCCCUAGGCUGUGGGGGCCUGUAUGGCUACGGAGGCUCUCUUGGUUACGGGGGUCUGUAUGGCUAUGGUAGACCCUAUGGUUCUGGCUAUUGCAGCCCUUACUCCUCCUGGUCCAACAGGUACAGCCGUGGCCACUGCAGGCCCUGCUAAAUCCUACAGAAAUACCCCCUGAGUAAGGAAUAACCAGCAACUGAGAGAUACAAUCUUGAUCCACAGCAGUGAUCCCAAGGGAGCUGUUGUGAAGUCCUGAUCACUGCCACCCCACUGCAACAGAGCCGGGACCACACUGCACAUCCUUAAUUUCUUCACCCUCUACUCAUGGUCUUUUCCAUUUAUGUGUAUAAUGGGUAGGAUAAAACAAGUAAUUUAUAUUCUUAUAAAAUGGCACUUCACUGUCCAACUGAAGAACAAUUACAGAAGGAACUGCCUCCACUCUGAUGCAUAUUCUUGAUAUUCUACAAUGCUUUUCUGUGAAUGUUUAUUUCUCAUUAAAGUGAUUCUACUCUGCA
Molecule: messenger RNA, 987 nt
Organism: Harpia harpyja (harpy eagle)
Lineage: Eukaryota; Metazoa; Chordata; Aves; Accipitriformes; Accipitridae
Product: scale keratin-like
Exons: 2
Coding region: 122-628 (168 amino acids)
Cellular component (GO): intermediate filament
Molecular function (GO): structural constituent of cytoskeleton
Source: RefSeq, a predicted model, not a curated record